Closterium sp. Naga37s-1 is the source of this 354-nucleotide messenger RNA. The record is from the annotation of a GenBank genome assembly. Lineage: Eukaryota; Viridiplantae; Streptophyta; Zygnematophyceae; Desmidiales; Closteriaceae.
AUGAGAGACAAUGAGAGAUGGGAAGAGAAAGGAGGGGAUCUGGGAGGGGAUCUAGAUCCCUCCUUAUCCCUCUCACAUUGCACUUCACCCCUCUCAUUGUCUCUCCCUCUCUUUUUCUUCUUGUUUGGUAAAUCGUGGUCUUCUGAUCUUCUCUUUCUUCCACCUCUCCUUCCCCCCAUCCCCUCCGUCUCCCCUUUCUUCCUCCCUACUCCUUCUGCUGCUGCCGCUGCCGCUCUGCCGCUGCUGCCGCCGCCACUGCCACUGCCUCGUGCUGUUGCUGGUGCUGCUGUCGCUGCUGCUGCUGGUGCCCCCGCUGCUGCCGCCACUGCUUCUAUUCUUGCUGACGCUGGCUAA